AGCUGAUGGCGGAGCUUUGCAACCAUUUGAAAAACGGAAGACACGCGUACGGUUUAGCGUUUUUGAAUGAAAAACAAGAAAGUGCAUUUUUGAAUGCAUUGAAAUUGAAAGUGUUAGAAGGAAAAAUAAUUAAGAAAAAAAUUUUGCGGUAGAAAAUUAUUUAUUGAAAGCGUUUGGCAAAUUUGAAGCUAGAUUUGUACAAGCUGUGAUAGAGACAAAAGAACUAUGAAAAUAAAAUAAAUAGCGCAAAGUGUGAUUUAAAGUUCUGAUCAAAGCAAAAGCAGCAGAGUUCGAGUGCGCAGUCAAAAGAGUUAGAGUUACAGCGAGUUCUUGAAGUGCUUUCCUAAGUACGCACCACCAGAGUGCUGAUAGCUUUUUUUGCAACAUAAAAUACGCAACCAUUCAUAUUUUUUAUACAACGCAAUUAUUAACGGAUACCACCGAUAACAAAAAAAAAACCACGAAAACAAAAAUUAAAAAAUAAUAAAAAUGCGUCCAUUCGGCAACGAUAUCACCAAUAUUGCCAACAACAACGGCAAUGGUAAUGGUGGUGCAAAUAAUAAUAACAACAGCAACAACAAUAACAACAACAACAACAACAAUAAUAACAAUAGCAAUUUGAAUGGAAUUGGCACUGGCAAUGAACACAAUGGCGGCGUUCACAUAACCGACGAUCCACGCGUGCCACCCCACAUUGCGCGCAUGGGCGGCAUAGUGACUUGCUCGCCGAUAGCCGGACGCGGUGUGAUACGCGUGGUGGGCCGCUGCGAAGAUGCCAAAGAGAACAAUAUGUUGGAUUUAUCAGAGUGCGAACUGGUACAGAUUCCUGAUGCUGUUUAUCAUUUGAUGCGCAACACUCAGCUGAAAACUUGCGAUCUCAGCAGCAAUGUCAUCAAAAAGAUACCCGCCAAAUUCGCUUUGAAAUUCAGUUUGAUUACAGAUCUUAACCUUUCACACAAUCAAAUGGCCAAAUUACCCGAUGAGCUGGCCGACCUCAAUGCCUUGGCGCGCUUAAAUAUAUCCCACAAUUCGUUUAUAGUGCUGCCACCAGUUGUGUUUAAAAUGCCUAAACUGCGUGAAUUGGAUGCCAGUCACAAUGCCAUUAUAGAAAUCGACACUGAUGAGAUGAUCACAAGCGAUAACUUGGAGUUGGUUGAUUUGAAACACAAUCCCUUGGGUCGCACCUGCCACCGUAAAUUGAAGAAUGCCAGCGCACCAUUCCGCAUUGAAAUCUCCGAAUAUAAUGAGGACGAUGACUGGUAGACUAGCGCAUGCGCAAUUUUUUACACAAACAAAACAAAAAAACGAUAGUUGUGAAUGCAGUCCAAAGAGAGUGAUUCUCAAUACUUAGCUCAAAUUAAAAUGAGGCAUACAUACAUUUAGCUUAGUUAUAUGUAACUAAGAGUAUGUUACCAACUAUUUUUGUACACAAACAUACAGCAUAAUCAUGACUAACACGAAUGCAUCAGGUCCGAAGCUUAGAAGUGCAUUGAAACGUUUGUCACUCACAUAAAAUACUAAUCGGGAAUGGAUGUUGAUUUGAAAUUUUAAGCGCCAAAGGGUAAUUUGUUUGAUAGUCAACAUUGCCAACUUUGACAAGGAAAAUGUAUCAAACAGCUGGUGCCAAUUUUUGUAAACCACUUUUUUUCAACAAAGAAAUGAAGCUGGUAUAAUUAGAGAAAAGGACAUCAAAAGGCAGCACUUGAGGGAAAGAAAACAUGCUCUGAAAUAGUUAUAAGGUACUAGAUAUUCGAGCUUGAGUGAGCGCGCAAAUGGACUCAAAUUUUCACAUAGCAUAUUCUAAAUAGUUUCUAUUCUCAAAUAAAAACUCUUUCUUGCAUUUGGAAGCGGAAGAGUUUUUUGAAGCAUAAUACCAAAGAUACUUAAAUACUUACCUACUGACCACUUAGAAUAAGUCACGAUUUUUGUAGCCAUUAAGAUAAGUCAAAUCGCAAAAAAAAAUUGUAGUGUUAAGCUUCCUGAAUGUGAUUUCUAUGCUAAAAUAUGUUAGUUUUAAUCAAUUAAUUUUAGUUUAGUAUGGAGUAAUAUAAAGCGAAAAGUGUUAAAAAAAUAACAAAUUUAGAUGUUAAGCUGUUUGUCUGUGAAUAUUGUAAAUAUUUUUUAAGUUUCUCAGCCAAGAGAGAAAACUAGUCAAAAACUUAAUUUAUCAAAUGACUGCCUUAAAAAAUAUACAUAUAUUUUACUUGCAGUUAAUGUUUUAGCGACAAAAUAUCUCAGUUCAUUAUAAAAUCAGUUUUGUCUGACUGCGAGUGUCUUGUUUUCAGUUAUUAUUUUUUGAGAUUUUUUUUUUGUAGAGAAGCCUUCAUUAUUUCUAUCUUUUUUUUAUUAAACUAUAGAAUUUAUUUUAAGAAACGUAUUAAAUCAUUUGUUCAAGCAUUAUAUUUGAAUAAAAUAAAAUUUUAUUUUUUCAUUCACAGUCAAAAAAAAAA
Molecule: messenger RNA, 2450 nt
Organism: Rhagoletis pomonella (apple maggot)
Lineage: Eukaryota; Metazoa; Arthropoda; Insecta; Diptera; Tephritidae
Gene: Sclp
Product: leucine-rich repeat-containing protein 20
Exons: 4
Coding region: 490-1263 (257 amino acids)
Molecular function (GO): protein binding
Source: RefSeq, a predicted model, not a curated record